Acipenser ruthenus (sterlet) is the source of this 7625-nucleotide messenger RNA. RefSeq names its product cyclin-dependent kinase 6-like. Lineage: Eukaryota; Metazoa; Chordata; Actinopteri; Acipenseriformes; Acipenseridae. The record is from RefSeq and is a predicted model, not a curated record. Gene Ontology annotation, biological process: G1/S transition of mitotic cell cycle; regulation of cell population proliferation; protein phosphorylation. Gene Ontology annotation, cellular component: cyclin-dependent protein kinase holoenzyme complex; cytoplasm; nucleus. Bases 710 to 1681 code for a protein of 323 amino acids. Gene Ontology annotation, molecular function: cyclin binding; ATP binding; cyclin-dependent protein serine/threonine kinase activity. The transcript is spliced from 8 exons.
AUGAGAAUGCUAAACCAGCAGAGAAGCAGAAGGAGGCGGUUUUCCUUUGUAGUCACUAAGGAAUGCGGAAAUGUUGCUGCUCUGUGUCAAACUUCUCCUAAGGGGGUCAAGGCAUAGUCAGCCAGCGUGGGAAAGGGAAAAAGGAGGAAAAAAAAGAAUCACAGUCCACAUACAAGCAUUAACAAUUUCUGAGUUAGAACAAAAAAAUUAAAAAUAAAAACUUAGUAGCCUAAAGAGCUCCUCUAUACGCUUUGAGCUCCAAAAACGUUUGCACUUGCACUGUUUUUGUUGUGUAUGGGAAACGGAUCUCCCUUUUUUCAUGCUGAUCUGCCUAAAUUCCUGCUGAAGCUGCUGUUGCUACUGCUGGAGAAUGGGGGUCCGAGCAUACACUGCGCCUCUAACUGUGUGGCCCGGGCUGAGGACAGUGCAUGAUCAGUUAACUGUUUGCAAAGUUCCAUUCACGGAGGAAGAGGUCGUGCACCGGAGUGUAUAGACGUUGCGUCCCACAUUGGAAUUGUCGAUUUGAAAUUAUAUCGAUCUGGUAAUUGGAAGAGGGUUGACCACAGAUACAAUCUUCGUGGGACAGUUUGUGAUUUUAAAACAGCUAUUACGUGAAAAUGCUUCACCUGCCCAAUUGAUGUCUUCUUUAUAAUAACUGCUGUUUCCUGCCUGCCUGGGACCCUGGUUCCUAUUACAACUCAUUCUAAAGAUGGAUAAAGAAAGCUCAACUCAACAGUACGAACCGGUUGCUGAGAUCGGCGAAGGAGCUUAUGGGAAGGUGUAUAAAGCACGGGAUUUGAAGAAUGGGGGUCGCUUUGUAGCCCUCAAAAGGGUCCGGGUUCAAACAGGAGAAGAGGGGAUGCCUCUCUCUACCAUCCGCGAGGUGGCAGUACUGAAACAGUUGGAAUCAUUUGAGCACCCCAACGUUGUCAGGUUGUUUGAUGUAUGCACAGUGUCAAGAACAGACAGAGAGACCAAACUGACCCUUGUCUUCGAGCAUGUUGAUCAAGAUUUGACCACCUAUUUGGAGAAAGCUCCACAGCCGGGUGUGCCUCCUGAAACCAUAAAGGAUAUGAUGUUCCAGCUGCUGCAGGGUCUGGAUUUCCUUCACUCCCAUCGAGUCGUUCACCGGGAUCUCAAGCCUCAGAACAUCCUCGUCACUGGCAGCGGUCAGAUCAAACUGGCUGACUUCGGCUUGGCAAGAAUCUACAGCUUUCAGAUGGCACUUACCUCGGUGGUCGUCACAUUGUGGUACCGGGCCCCAGAGGUUUUACUUCAGUCCAGUUACGCGACACCGGUGGACCUUUGGAGUGUUGGUUGCAUAUUUGCUGAAAUGUUUAGACGAAGGCCACUUUUCCGGGGGAAUUCAGAUGUUGACCAACUGGGAAAAAUCUUUGAUGUCAUCGGUGUACCGGGAGAAGGGGACUGGCCAGAUGAUGUGGCCCUUCCAAGGAGUGCUUUUUCUCUGAGAUCUUCACAGCCCAUUGGAGAUUUUGUACCAGACAUAGAGGAACUAGGAAAAGACCUGCUGCUUCAAUUUCUGACAUUCAAUCCAACAAAGAGAAUAUCGGCGUAUAGUUCUUUAUCACAUCCAUACUUCCAGGACCUUGAGAGAUACACUCAGAGCAUGGACUCGCAGAUCUCUUCAAGCCAGACGACCACAGAUGAGAAUGCAGCUUGAACACGGCCUGAAUAGAAGCAAGAUUGUAAAGCUUGAAGGAGCAUCUGGUUUGCUGGAGGUUUUAAAACUCAAACUUUGCCUUUUGGUUACGUAUUUGUUGGUAUAUAAAAUAAAUAAAAAAAGAAGAAAAAAAAUAAUAUUUGCCACAACACCAUGCUGCUUUAAGAAUAACUUCUCUAUUUUCUUGGGAUACACGCAUUUUUCUAUAUUGUUUACCUUCUUCCGAACAAUGCAAGGAUCAUUGCAGCUCCUCGUGUGUAACUGGAAGAGUGCUGGAGAUACAGAAGCUGCUCAGCACACCUACUGACUUUAUCUUGAAGAUUGCUGCCAGACUUCAAACACAGUCACUGCCUGUACACUGCCAGGGCGGUUUGGGUUGUUGUUUUUAGUCAAUGCAGCUGCUGAAACCUUUUUUGGAACCUUUUUCUUAGAAUGUUAAUAAUACUAUGGUAAUGGUUUUUUUUUGUUUUUUUGUUUUUUAAUGUAUAAUACAGUAAGUGUUACACACAAAUCAACCUACAAACUACAGUACUUUGUUUAAAAUCAAGUCUGCCAUCUUGUGGCUUCUAAGAACCAUUGCAACCAGAAACCAAUAGACAACUUAUAUAUUUGAAUGGGAAUUAGAAUACAAUGUAAUGUUUAGGACAAUGAACCAUGUUAUAACUUUAAGCUGAGAUAUUUUGUACUUUAAGGUAAAAGGAUACUAUACAUGUUUUUUCUAUCAUUGAAAGUCACAAUCUAAUAUCAGCGUGCAACUGAUAUGGGAAAUAAGAGUUAUUAUAAAAGUUAUUCACAGCUAGACGUGAAAAAGUUAGAAUAUUGGCAAAUCUCAAGAUUUACUGGUAAAUGUCGACAUUUACCAAGUAACAGUAAAUGUCUGAAAUAAACACGAUUAAACUUUACUUCGGACAUUUACUGGUAAAUCUCAAGAAUAACCAAGUGCCUUUACCAAUAAGCUUCGGUGAGUCAUAAGAUUAACCGGUAAAUGUCUGAAAAGCAGUCUAUUUCUUCAUAAUUCAGAACAUUUACAACUUUACAUGGUAAAUGUUGACCGUUACCGGUAAAACAUAAGAUGUACCAAAUUAGAACUUUUACCAUAACAUAUACAUGGAAAAGGAUUUAACAAAAUAACAUAUACACAAUCUAAUCCAUAUCAUUUUAUAUUAAAUAAUCUUAUAUGAUGUUUAUAUCACGUAAAUAUUUAAAAAAAAAUCAGCUAUGUAUAGAUAUCUAUUUUUCAUAUCAGUGUAGCGAUGGUGGAGAAGGUACUCUGCUCCCACUUAGUUUUACAGCUGUCUUUCUUCUAUAAAAGGUACAGCACAUAUAUGUGUUGCUUAUGUGCUUAGAAGGCAUCUUAGACUGCUACUGCAGAGGGAGAUGCCAAGUAAACCUUUCAGAUGUCCAUAUAUAUUUAGGAUAGACUAUAAAGGAUACAGUUCAAAACAACAUCCAGAUUAUUAUGUCCUUGAGAAGAAUAUCUGUUUCCUUACUAGUUCUUAAAUGUUAGCAGACUUUAAUACAUGCUUUUUUUAAAGACUUAAAUAAGGUUUAAUGUUCAUGAAAUCCUUCUUGAUGGUUUCUAAAGAGGUGUUUGAAUGUAGAGGGUGAACGGUAAAAGUUAGUUUUGUGUGAGCACAGUUAUAUGCUGAAGACAGAAAAAUACCUGUUUUAGAAAAUAAAUAACCAAUCAUUACAGUUAAGAAACUUCAUGACAGUUUUUUUUUUGUUUGUUUCACUGAAGCAAAAAACAAUUUCAAAAAGAUACCAUUAGUAUUUAUUUGUCCUUUCUUUUGGGGUCUGUUGUGUUCUCUCAGUGCAGGACUCCUCACACAGUCCAUGCUGAAUAGAGACAAUGCAGGUGGAGCUGGAGAAGCUGUCACCUUCACCAUUACUACCUUGACCUAUGAUCAUCCUAUUUAUAUACCUGUGGCUGGAGCCUUUAUUAAUAAUUUAAUCACUUACUCAAUUCAAUAGCCACAUCCCCACAUCUUUUUGCAGGGUGGCAUUUAACCCCCUUCCUCCCACCCAAUACUCCCCACACACACCCUGCCUCAUUGCCACAUGGUGACAGCAAUGAUUUUUAAUACAGUAUGUCCAUCAUAGAUGUCCAUUAUGGAUGAUUUCUUAGGAAUUGAAUCAUACAUUAGGCAGCACUAUGCAUUUUAGAAAACAAAUGGCCUUUCACUUUAAAUUGACAUGCUGAGCAUUCUCUUCCAGAGUGGUGCAGGCAUCCAAUGGUGUUGGAACCAUAUGGUGGUAUUUUAUAAACGUAAAAUAAAACCAUUAGUAAUUACAAUAAUCCUGCUCCAUAUGGGGCUUAAUUGAGAUCUGAAUACACUGUAACUGUUUAUUAUUGGUUAUUAACAUGGUUUGUUGUGUAGGCUGAUUAUCUAACUUGUAUUUAUUAUUAAUAAUACAUAUCACAGAGCUCAAGCCUACAUUGCACAUAUGAAAUGCUGAUUGUAUUGUGGUAAUUUCCCCAUACAGAAGUAGAUGUAGUGCUAUAAGGAAUGUAACAAUGUUUGAUUGUCUUGUGGAUGGCAUGAAGCUGAUGUGUAUACUGCAGAGAAUCAAUAUGUUGCCUUGGAUCGGGUCUAUUUUAUUCAGCAAAGCUUAGGUUUAAGGAGUGCUAUUUUCUGAGUUACAGAGUUUGUUGUUCAAGUACACAGUACAUGAGUUAGGAUUUUUUUUUGAUGAACUGAUAUAUAUUAGUAUGCAGUGGAGUUUUGGGGAAAUGGUGUGGUGGAAGGUCAUUCCCCAUUGAUCUCACCCAUGGGAAACCAGGCUACGUUAGUUAAAAUGCAAAUUCAGAUGGAAGUCAUUUGUUUUGGUGUAGAUACAUAGUUACUAAACAGGUCAGAUGGUUGGAAAGGUUAUACUUGCUACAGUAUUAUACCUAUUUUUAAAGGGAGGUAUUUUAUUACUAACUUCAGAGGGGAACUAUUUAUGUGACAAUGUAAAUAUCUGGAUGCCACAUUUAUAUAACACUCCCUCCCCACACAGACUGGCCCAUUUAUUUUGUUACUGCGGUAGCAACAUGAUGUUUAAAACUUUGAAAUACCAUAUGCCUUCAAACAUAAGACGCCCUCGAAUGUAAGAUGCAGACCAAAUUUCCCAACCUCAAUUUGAGGAAAAAAUAAACCAUCAAAUAAAUAUGCAUUUACAAAGAUACAACCUCAAUUACACAUAUGGAGGAAGUGUGCAGCCAUCUGCUGUCACACAGAGCUUUACAGUUAUGUGCUGCUUCUCGUUACUCAUACCUGUUUUUCUCCCAGUUUUUGAACUGUGGUAUUACUUGGCAUGUUGAAAAGUAUGGAGGUCUGAUCAGCAGUUCGCUGUCCAAGCUGGUACUGUUUGUUAGAAACGCUGAAAUUGUAAAAGCUUCUCUUUGAAUUCCUCAUGAAGACAAUGACGCUUCUUUGAAAAUGGCUGCGUGUAUGUCAUGGAGUAACGUCGGGCAGUAACGUUUUGGUUCGUCUUUUCUUGGUAGUGUGUCACGUUGCUGCUUGUGUACUCAGGCAGUGGCAUCUUUUGUUGGCGAUUUUAAUACACGCAUGGCUCAUACUGUACUCGAAUUUAAGACGCAGGAUAUUUUUGAGAAGCAAAAAAUGGUUCAAAAAGUGGGUCUUAAAUUCGAAGAAAUAGGGUAAUUCUGUAGAAAAUGAUAGAAGGGUGUAUGUACAAGGUCCAUGGCUGAAAGAAGGGUUAUAGUGUAAUGUGACAGGUGACAUGGCAGGGUGUUUCAGUAGCAACUUGAGCUAAAGAGAUACCUGCUGUAACCAGCCCUGAUUUUCUUUGUUGCUAAAAUGUAUCACCAUCUCUAUAAAUUGUAUGUAGUGAUGCAGAUUUUGUUUGAAUGUAUUUCUUUACUGUCAUUUAAGCAUUUUGAGGUUUUUAAUUUGCUCCAGAAGAUGGUUAAAGGGUUGGAAAUCUUUAGAUAAAAACAUCCACUUUAUUCAUUUGCAAAACUCUCAGUUGAAGAAAAAUGGUAAAACCAUUAAUAUUGUUUGUUUUUUAUUCUCUGUAGUGAGGAAACCAUUUUCCUUCACUGUUAACAGCACUGUUUCAAUACUUAUUUUUUAAAUCUUGAAACCCAUUAAACUUCUAUCAAUAUUUGAAUAUGAUUUACCUAAUCAUGAUUCACGGUCUUUUGUUUUACUGAAAUGUACAGAUUUCACAUUCUGUAUCAUAGAUCUAUAAAAUGCAAUAGUCGUUAUGGUGCUGUUUGUGGUGCUUGACAGAAGAACUAUAUGUUGGCAUUUUGUUGUUGGGUUCUGCUUUUCUAGUAUUCAAAAAGAGGUCUCUACACUGAGACAUGCUAUUAGUGUAGUGGUUCUGACUUUAUUUAUGCUUGGAUUCUGCAGAAGGUUUUCCAUUUAAAUCAAAAUGUUGUUUGUUUUUUUCCAAACACCAGUGACAUAAGGCAACCUAAGCUGUUGCCACUGCACAUAAUUUUACUGUAUAUCUUUACACUUGAAACUAAAUCCAAAAUAAUAUCAGAUUGUGGUCUAAAAUGUGCCAUUAGUGGUACCAUUCACAACCAAGGAUUCCACAACUGCCCAAGUCAUAGAUACCAGUAGUACUAUAUAGAGUUUUAAAUCUCCUCAUAAUAAUGUUUCAUAUGCUAAAGUGUAGCAAACAGUUUUGAUUUUAGGAGUUGAUUUUAGGAGUUUUUUAAGCUAACCUGUAUUUACAGAAUCUAGUUUGUGAAAAGGCCUGAAAAUUCAAAACAAACCAUAUGUUGUAUACUGUAUGAGUACAGUAUGUUAAUAAGCAGGAUAUGACCUAGUUACCAAGUCUGGCAGUGUGCCUGUAAAGCUGAAAUGUAGUUGCUGUGGAAAAAUAUAUAGCAAUAUUAAUUCCUCAGCAAUAUUAACUUAGCAUUUUUUUUUUAAAUCCAAUUAAGGACAUAGUGCACACUGCGCUCUCAGUGGUGUAGGAAAUGAUGAGAUGGGGUUUGAGACUGCAUGUGUGCAGCAGAAUAUCCUCGUUUGGUUGUUUUCCUCUUCAUUCAGUGCUUCAUGCAGUACCUUAAAACUAUAUAUUUCCAAAACAUCAUCUAUUUAUAUUACUGCAGUGGAAGAACAGCACAGAAUUCUUUCUAGAUGUUUAUGGAGCAUAUAAUGGACUUUUAUAAAACACACAGUUCUUACACUUUACAAUAGUUUGUGCUGGUAUAUAAUUAACAAGUACAUACAAUAAGGCAUAAUUUUUCAUAUCUUUAUCCUAAAUGUAUUUUUUUUUUAAUAAGAUCUUGAAAGACAAGAAUGAAAUGUUUUGUAUGAAAGGUUGUAAGCAUAUCAGAUUUUUAACUGCUAUAGAAAAUCCCAAAACCUGCAUCUCCACCCUAGUACCGAUGUGAAUCAUGUAUACCUCUGUCUUGUCUGAUGUCCAAACUUUUAUUGGUGUAGUGUAAAAUCAGUUGUGUGUUCUACUGUAAGGGCUACACAUUGUAGAUGUUAAACACAGCAUUGAAUUUCAAAUGCCAUUAACUUUGUAACAAUUUAUAUGAAACACACCGACCAUUAUGUAAGUGCCAGGACUUUCCUAUCGCAAUAAUACUUCAUUUGCAUACUGCCUGCUUUUUUAAUAAUCUCUAUGGUUUCCAGUUGCUCAUGUUUUAUGUGUAAUGUUUAAUUUCAGCUACCAAAUGUUUCUAUGGAUAUGAUAGUUUGGAAAAACAAUGAAUUAUUGUAGCAUCGUUUUUUUGUUGUUGUUUUGAUUAGCUAUUCUUAAGUCAUGUUUGCUGCUAAUUUAUGUCCUGCUCUGGUUUGUACCAUUUGCUGAUCAGAAAAACAAGAAUUGGUAAAACAUGCUACCAAUGAUAAAGCUGCUUUUAUUCAAUGAAUUUGUUCGACAUUUUCUGCUUUUGUGUCUUUUAGCUCCAACUGCUUUACAAUUUUAUUUUUAUAAAAUAAAUAUUUUAGUGUGUAAAAAGUUUAAA